CCCCGAGAGUAACGUGUGUACCACUUCACCAGGCGCCCCCCACUCAGAUAUUUACAAUGUCUUGCUGGGUCCGUGUAGUCUAUGCAUUAGCGUUUUCCGCAGUUUGUAUAAACGCGGAGGUUACACUAAAUCAACCGCCUUCACGGUCCACGUCUCCGGGGCAGAACCAGCAAAUACCCUGUACCAUGUCUGGCGAUAGUUUAGGUAGUACCAAUGUUUACUGGUACCAACAGAUUUUUGGGAAAGCGCCGCGGUAUCUGCUCUACUUUUAUUCGGGAAGCAGCAUUUACAGAGCUUCGGGAGUUCCUGACCGUUUCUCCGGAUCAGUGUCAGGCAACACUGCAACAUUGACAAUAGCGAACGUGCAGUCGGGGGACGCUGCUGACUACUACUGUGCUGUGUGGAAAGAUGCUGUAAUCUUCGGCAAAGGAACGAGGCUGGGUAUUGGUAACCCACGCGCCCCCACAGUGUCCGUUCUCCGACCGUCAGCGGAGGAAAUCACGGGAAAGAACACGGCCACCCUGGUGUGUUUGGUGAGUGGGUUUAAUCCGGGCGCUGUGAACAUUGAGUGGACCGUGGACGGCAGUGCGAGAAGUGACGGCGUUGGGACCAGCCGAAUCCAACAGGAGAAGGACAACACGUUCAGUGCGAGCAGUUACCUGACUCUGCCGGUCACAGUCUGGAACUCACACGAGCUUUACUCUUGUGUGGUUAAACACGAGACUCAAGCUAACCCGCUGAAGACAAACAUCGCCAAAUCCACCUGCAUGUAAAAUGCCUACAUUCCACCUAAUCGAGUCGAGGAAAUAUGUUUUGAUCCCUCUUUCAAUUGUUAAAAAUGAUUCGAGGAAUAUUCAUUGUUGUAAACUUGCCUUUGCGUUUAAAAUUGCCGUAUGUCUUGCCAUUAGUAAAUGCCAUUCAAUCAAAGCAAUCCUAUUGUUAAUUGAUAGUCAAAUGUUAUUGGAAUUCUAAUUAAAUGCAUCUUCAAAUAUUAA
Molecule: messenger RNA, 995 nt
Organism: Amblyraja radiata (thorny skate)
Lineage: Eukaryota; Metazoa; Chordata; Chondrichthyes; Rajiformes; Rajidae
Product: immunoglobulin lambda-1 light chain-like
Exons: 3
Coding region: 57-773 (238 amino acids)
Source: RefSeq, a predicted model, not a curated record